AUGGCUUUUCUUUUCAAAUCCAAGAAGAAUCAGGACCGAGCCCUUGCAAGCCGCGAUGGAAACUCUGGUGGCUCGCAGGGUUCAAUCCAGAGCCAGCGAGAGAGAAUCGCGAGGGAAGAGAAGAACAGCACUCAACGCUCGACACCGACGGGCAGCUUGAACUCAAUCGAUCGCGAUGGGAGUGCCGGUGCUGGGAGCCCCGACCAAGGCUACACCCGCCAGCGAGGACCCAGCGUAGACCAAAUACCGACACAAGGGCCUUCAAAUGAUUUGCCUCUUCGCAACGCUCCCCCCGUAUCCUCACAAAACCAGAUGCCUCCCCAACAACAAAUGAUGAACCCUAAUGCGUCGCUAUACCCCUGGUCGCAACGACGAUUGACAUAUACAUCAUCACACCCGAGCCCCUUUCCCCGCUAUGGAGCUGCCGUCAAUUCGGUGUCGUCCAAGGAGGGCGAUAUCUACGUGAUGGGAGGCUUGAUCAAUAGCUCCACAGUGAAGGGCGACUUGUGGAUGAUCGAGGCUGGACAGAACAUGGCCUGCUAUCCUCUGGCGACGACAGCCGAAGGACCGGGCCCGAGAGUUGGGCACGCAAGUUUGCUCGUUGGUAAUGCCUUCAUCGUCUACGGUGGUGACACCAAAGUUGAUGAGAUGGACGUCCUGGACGAGACGCUCUACCUUCUCAACACCUCUACGAGACAGUGGUCGAGAGCGUUACCCGCUGGUACUAGGCCUUCCGGUCGCUACGGCCACUCCCUUAACAUACUCGGAUCCAAGAUUUACAUCUUUGGCGGUCAGAUUGAGGGUUACUUCAUGAACGAUCUCGCUGCCUUUGACCUUAAUCAGCUCCAAAUGCCCAACAACCGGUGGGAGAUGUUGAUCCAGAACACCGACAGUGGCGGACCGGCCGUCGGCAAGAUCCCAGCCGCCCGAACCAACCACUCUGUGGUUACUUACAAUGAUAAGAUGUACCUUUUCGGUGGUACAAACGGUUACCAAUGGUUCAACGACGUUUGGAGCUAUGAUCCCGCCACGAACGAAUGGACGCAACAUGACUGCAUUGGCUAUAUUCCAGUCCCUCGCGAGGGUCACGCUGCAUCGAUCGUCGACGACGUAAUGUACAUUUUCGGUGGACGUACGGAAGAGGGUGUCGACCUCGGAGAUCUUGCCGCCUUUAGAAUCACCUCGCGCCGAUGGUACACCUUCCAGAAUAUGGGCCCGUCGCCCUCUCCUCGCUCCGGCCACAGCAUGACAACAGUCGGCAAGGCCGUGGUUGUCGUUGGAGGUGAACCUUCUUCGUCUCCCGCCAGCGUUGGCGAUCUCGGAAUAGUCUAUAUGCUCGAUACCACAAAGAUUCGAUACCCGAACGAUGCUGCGGCAGCACAACAGCCUAGCGGACCGCAGGCAAACGGACAGCAGCGCCCACAGCAGGCGAGACGGCCCAGUGCUGCCGCUGAGACAAGGAACAUAUUACCGCGAGACGGUUCCCAGGGUCCCCCCGAUCAAAAGCGACUGGUUGGAGUCCCCGGUGCACCUCGCGAUGCACCUCGCGAUGCCUCAGCCGUCAAUAGCCCUCCCAACGUGGUGCGAGGAUCCCCCAACGGGACAGACGGGAACCCGGCGGCAGUUAACAACAUGUCGAAGCUCCCCAGAUCUGCAGCGACUUCGCCUCCCGCUGGGCCACCGCCUCAAGGGCCAACGCCAGCAAAGCCUUCGGUUCAGACUGGAAAUCUGGGAAGAGUCAGGGGACAGUCGUCGGAGAGAGAUGGGUCCGUUGGUGGCUCACCACAGAUUGCCGCAGGCCAGUCUCCCGUCAUUCGCGAGGUGAAAGAGCCAGCGUCCAAGGACGCAGAGAGCCCGGUCACGAACGGCCGACGGACUCCUCAGCAGAUCUUGAGAUCUGGCUCAAAGUCCGAAUCUGCUCCUUCCGAGCCUUACAAAACCAGGUCUAGGCAAGGCAGCAGGUCUCAAACCUCCGUGGAUAGUACGACCGAGCCAGCUUUGAAGGCAAUGCAGAUUCAACAACAAUCUCAAGUUCAGCCGCCGCCUCAGACGCAAGCUCAACCGCCAGCUCCAGUGCAACCGCCAGCCCAGGCGCAACCGCCGCCGCCGCCAACCCAACAGCAGUCACCAAUACAAGUGCAGCAACCAAUACGGCCGGCCUCGCCACCGCCUCCCACUCGUCAGCCCAGUAAUCCGUUGUCUCGACGAUCCUCGGGCCGCAACUCACAGACUGUCGCUUUACUGAAGGAAUUGGACACAGCUAGAAACCGCAACGCCUGGUACGCGUCAGAACUCGAGUUGGCUCGCAAGGCAGGAUAUGUUCCCAACGCAAGCCUCAGCCCUGUUCUUGACAGCAGAGCUGCAGAGACCUUUGAUGAUGAAGACAAACCUCUCAUAGAGGCGUUAUUGGCGAUGAGAACCGAGCUCGCUAACGUUCAGGCAUCUGUUGAUAAGCAAGCCAUUCUUGCUGCGAAACAAAUCGCCGAAGCGGAAAAGCAGCGAGACGCUGCAAUUCAAGAAGCGGUAUAUGCGAAGGCAAGAGUCGCAGCCCAGAUGGGCGGCAGUGUUGCAAGUACUCCCCAGCUGGACGGCGAACGCGAUGUAGACGACCGUUCCACCGAGAUCAGCCGCAAGCUGGCGUCCGCCCUCAACUAUCAAAAGGACCUCCAAGCCCAACUUGAAAUGAUGAAAUCCGAGCUCGAGGCUGAGAAACGCGCCCGCCUGCUGGCUGACGACACCACCAAUGCCUCGCAGAAGCGCAUGAGCGAACUUGAGUCUUACAAGACGAUGACUUCUACAGAAUUAGAGCAGCUCAAGGCCGAGUUGCACUUGGUGCAGAAAGAAGCUAGGGAGCAGGCGGUUCAAUACACAGAAGCCAUGGCAGCUGUUCAGCUCAUGACUGUCGAGAAAGAAGACUUUGAGAACAAGUACAACGAAUCCAUCGGCAAUUCCAAGGAGCAAAACGACACCUUCGACUCUCUCCGCACCGCCAUGGCUGCUUCUGCGGAGAUGAAGGCGCUCUUGGAGGGCAAGUUGGAGGAGGAGCGAUCGCAGAGGGAGCAAAUUGAGUCGAAGUUCAAUAAGCUUAGGACGGAACACGAAGCACGCACCACGGAGCUUGUAGCUGCCACUCAGCGACUGCGUGACGCCGAAGAGAUGGCCGAGAAGCACGCCAAGGAAGCGAAACUCCACCAGCAAGCUGUUCUGGCCGGGUUCGAUAAGGUCACUGCAAGAGACAUCGGGGCCGACGGGAAGGCUGACGACGGGCGUGCCAAGGCACUGCAGAGCCAGCUUGUUGCUGCGAACGCCCUUGUCAAGAAGUACCAACAAGAGGCCGAUGCUGCGGCUGAUAAGCUUCGCACUGCUGAAGAGCGCAUCGCUGGGUUGGAGGUGUACCAGGAGCAGUCCAGUCGCGAGGGUGUGGCAAUCAGAAGACAGCUUCAGGCGGCUCUGAGGGACACCCAGUCUCUGCAAGCUAAGAAUUCGGAUCUGAAGCACCAACUUCAGAACCAACAGCUGGAGACCAACGCGAUGACCGUGCAACACAAUACCCUGAAGGACAUUCUUGUUGAGCGUGGCAUCAGCCCCACAGGCAUGUCGCGAACCCGGAGCAUUGGAAGCCCGCGAGUGAACACUCCGGAGCAGGUUCGCAUUCGUGAUCUCGAGGAUCAGCUCAAUGCUGCGUUGACCGCCCACGAAGAGAAUGCACAGCGCAGCACGGCCCAGCAGGAAGCAAGCGAAGCUGCCUACCGCGAAAAGCUCAGUCAGCUAGAAAACGACUAUCAGUCUGCUGUGCACUAUGUCAAGGGUACGGAGAAGAUGCUGAAACAACUCAAGGAGCAGCUCGCCAGGUACAAGACGGAGAACGCCAAGCUCAAGAACGAGGUUAUCGAGCUUGAGGACCGUGUGGAGGCAUCCGCCGGCAACAACGGGAAUAUCCCUGCCAACUGGGAAAGCGAACGCCAUAUUCUACAGGAGAAGAUCGAGGCUCUCGAAGAGGAUCUGCAGGUGUCCACAGAGCAGCUUGAAUCUCAGCUCAACGCGGUCAGAAAGGAGUUGGAGGAUAGCAAGAAGCAACGCGAGGGCGCUCUCAACGACGCUGAAGAAGCUUCCCGGAAACUCGCCGCCAACCGCCGAGACUUGGAGAGCCUUCAGCAGGAGAACCUCCUCCUUGAGCGUCGCGCCCAGGAUGCCGAAGGAAAGGUCUCGCUUCUCCUGGACCAGGUUGAGAACUCCGUCGACAGCUACCGUCGGCAAAGCAGGCAGGCACCGAGUAUGACGUCUGAGCUGACCGAGAGGGGUACCAACGGAAACAGUACGGGGCAUCGACGGCAAGACAGCUCUGAUGUCGACAGCACUUAUGGAGCAGUCUCUGGCGGAGCUGAUGGACGUAAUAGCACUGCGUUGGACAAUCUGGCAGAUGAGCUCGAGACCCUGCGCACCCAUUGGGAAGCCACCAACAAGAACUACCGUCUAAGCAACACUUUUGACUUUGAGGGCGCGGCGACCCCUACUCGCAAGGACGAAGAAGUCGGGCUGGGCCUCAGCGAAAGCCUGGCCGACUGGCGUAAGCGACUCGACGUGGACGAACAAACAGAGAGCGAUCGAGCGAAGACGAAAAGCCGACCUGACCGGCCUUAG
Messenger RNA from Colletotrichum orchidophilum, 4641 nucleotides. RefSeq names its product kelch domain-containing protein. Bases 1 to 4641 code for a protein of 1546 amino acids. The record is from RefSeq and is a predicted model, not a curated record. Gene Ontology annotation, biological process: regulation of cell shape. Lineage: Eukaryota; Fungi; Ascomycota; Sordariomycetes; Glomerellales; Glomerellaceae. Gene Ontology annotation, molecular function: protein binding. The transcript is spliced from 4 exons.